AAAGGUUGGAUGCGAUCCGCCAAACCAAUCUCAAAGAAGAACAUAUUCGCUAACGCCGCAUUUUCGAAAUGGCAUAUGUCGAGUUUAAGUUUGAGGACGAAAUAACUAAAUACAUUCGGGAACAAGAAUUGGCAACGUCACUGAAAUUCGUAACAUUGGGAAAGGACAAAAGUUUUGGUCAAAAGGAUGCACAGCCUUUGGCACGGAAAAAACUCAGCUGGGAGAGUAAAAGUAUCCCAUUCAAUGGUGUUCCGUUUCAAGUUGUUGGCACAAAGACGUAUGAAUGCCACCAGGGCAAAGACAGACAGACAAAAGCCAAAGAGAAAUAUGCUGCUGAAAGAGACAAGAAGGAACUUGAAGACCAUGCCUUUGUAAAGAGACGGAAACUGGCACAAAAUACCAAAAAGGUGGACUGCAAGGCUAUAAUAAACAUCGCCCAAGUUAUCCGCUUUCCUGAUUUUAAGAUUGAGGAAAGUACAGUGCGCUAUAAAAAGGAGGCCUCCCAAACUCUGAAGGCAGCACUAAGUGAAACACCCAGCUCCGUGAAGGCAGAGGUUGUCUACUGCGUCAGGUUCCCCUCCCUCUCUGAGCACAGCUCACAUGCAGUUGUUGGCGAGGCAGCUUAUGUUCGGGAAGCUGUAGAUGCCAGGCUGAGAGAGAAGAUUGAGCAGCUGACUCUGUCUGGUGUGAGAAAGAUGACUGAAAUGAAGUGUCAUCUGAACACCUUUGUAGUGGAAGAGCUUUUCCAUGGAGAGCAGCCCCCUCCACCUACUCGCAGGCGCUAUUACCCCACUGACAGUGACAUAAGAAAUGUCAUGUUUAAGACCAAGCAGGCCACCAGAGACUCCAACAUUGACCGUCCAUACGAAGGUCCAUCUGUAAGAGGAAAGAGGUCCUCUAGGAAGCUGCUGCGGUUACGGAGGCAAUGUGCAGGAUAUCUUAAAGAGAUCACAGAACUCACUUAUCAUCUCCAAGAGGAACAGUACGUGACUGACCUGUCUUCACAGCUCAGAAGCGUGUUGCUGGAUAUGAAGGCCCAUGUUCCACAGGAUAAAGGCCUUCCACUGAACUUUUCUCCAAGGAAGAGAAAAGCUGAGAUGGACAUGGACCUCAUUCCAACCAAGAGUGCGUCACACCCUUUCACAGACGGGGUAGAACAGUAUACAGAGGACAUAGUGAGUGUGGAUACCUUGUUGGCAUUGAGCCUAGGUUAGUAGGGCUGUGUGGAUACAUUGCUGGCAUUGAGCCUAGGUUAGUAGGGCUGUGUGGAUACCUUGUUGGCAUUGAGCCUAUGGCUGAUGACUGUGUGGGUUCUGCCACCAAUUGAGUAUAUUUUGGUUAGUGUAACUUUUAUUUAAACUAAUGUUAACAUUCUGUCAACACAACUUGAUAAAAACAUGUUUUCUCAUCUCAAGAUGUUAAACAAAUAAAUUACUAUAGUAAGUCAUUUAGGAAGCAUAUAUAUAUAUAUACACUGUUCCUCUCUUCUGCUGCUACUCUGUACUUUAUUUUAUUAUUGUCUGUCCUGAUGCCUAGUCACUUUACCCUGCACAUUUAUCUCCUUGAUCUGGUACUGGUACUUCCUGUAUGUAGCUGCACAUUGAUCUGGUACUUCCUGUAUAUAGCUGCACAUUGAUCUGGUACUUCCUGUAUAUAGCUGCACAUUGAUCUGGUACUUCCUGUAUAUUGUGUAUUCUAUUCCUCUUGUUACAAUCCCAAAAUGUUUUAAACUUUGCAUCGUUGUGAAGGGCUGUAAGCAUUUCGCGGUUAAAUCUACACCCGUUGUAUUCGGCGCAUGUGACAAAUAACAUUUGUUUUGAAGUCCCCAAAUUAAGUAACAGGGUUGACCUUAUGUGUUGACGUUUAAUCUUAAAUCAGACAAUUUCAAAAUGUACAAUUCUGAACGUUUCUUUGAAACUGUGUACGUUGUACUUGUGGAUAUUGAAAACAAAACAUUGAAAAUCAAGAUGUACCAAUUUGUUUGUCUACAUGCCAUUUUAAAAACAAUGCAGAAAUUGGAGUAAAACAAGUAACUAUGAGUAAGAGCCAACAUAAUGACAAGCUUGCAAUCUGUUUGAGGGGUUGGGUGAAAUGCUGAAGACACAUUUAGGUUGAAUGCAUUCAGUUUUACAACUAAGUAUUCCCUUUCCCUGAAUAAGCAACCUGGUCUUGGAGCAUUUGGUAUUAUUCUGUACGUAAAUCCGAGAUACUCCACUUAGUAUAUGUUUCGUAUGGUAUAUAUUAAUCUGGGGAUGUCCAUCACCCAUUCUGUAUGACAUUUUACGAAGUAUAAUUAAUAUUAUAUUUUUAAAAUUUGCAAAAAGUAUACUAUGUUAUGAAUUCAAGCUAGGUGGGUAAUGUUAGCCAGGCUGGUGGUUAGUGGAAGGGUUAGCUAACAUGCUAAGUAGCUAAAAUGCUAAAGUUGUCGAUGAUGAAAUUCAAACUCGCAACCUUUGGGUUGUUUGUGUUUAUAUACACCUACCUAUCCACCUGACUUAAGUAACCAUACCAAACGUAACAUCCAGUGCAUUCAGAAAGUAUUUAGACCCCUUACCUUUUUCCACAUUUUGUUACGUUACAGCCUUAUUCUAAAAUGGACUAAUUUAAAUGUUCAUCAAUCUACACACCAUACCCCCUAAUGACAAAGGGAAAACAGGUUUUUAUAAAUUUUGGCUAAUUUAUUUUAAAAAACCUAAAACUUAUUUGCAUAAGUAUUCAGACCCUUUGUGAUGAGACUGGAAAUUGAGCUCAGUUGCAUCCUGUUUCCAUUGAGCAACCUUGAGAUGGUUCUACAACUUGAUUGGAGUCCACCUGUGGUAAAUUCAAUUGAUUGGACAUGAUUUGGAAAGGCACAUACCUGUCUAUAUAAGGUCCCACAGUUGACAGUGCAUGUCAGAGCAAAAGGUUGAAGGAAUUGUCCGUAGAGCUCCGAGAUAGGAUUGUGUCGAGGCACGGGUCUGGGGAAGGAUACCAAAACAUGUCUGAAGCGUUGAAGUUACCCAAGAACAGUGGCCUCCAUCAUUCUUAAAUGGGGAAGUUUGGAACCACUAAGACUCUUCCUAGAGCUGUCCACCCGGCCAAACUGAGCAAUCGGGGGAGAACGGCGUUGGUCAGGGAGGUGAUCAAGAACCCGAUGGUCACUCUGACAGAGCUCGAGAGUUCCUCUGUGGAGAUGAGAGAACCUUCCAGAAGGACAACCAUCUCUGCAGCACUCCACCAAUCAGGCCUUUAUGGUAGUGGCCAGAUGGAAGCCACUCCUUAGUAAAAGGCACAUGUCAGCUGGCUUGGAGUUUGCCAAAAGGCAUCUAAAGGACUCAGAAAAAAUUGGAAACAAGAUUCUCUGGUCUGAUAAGAGUUCAAUCUUGGUUAAGCCUGAAUGCCAAGCGUCACGUCUGAAGGAAACAUGGCACCAUCCCGUGGGGAUGUUUUUCAGCGACAGGGACCCAGCCAGAACCUGGACUUGAACCCAAUCGAACAUCUCUGGAGAGACCUAAAAAUAGCUGUGCAGCGACGCUCCCCAUCCAACCUGACAGAGCUUGAGAGGAUCUGCAGAGAAGAAUGGGAGAAACUCCCCAAAUACAGGUGUGCCAAGCUUGUAGCGUCAUACCCAAGAAGACUCUGCUGUAAUCGCUGCCAAAGGUGCUUCAACAAAGUACUGAGUAAAGGGUCUGAAUACUUACGUAAAUGUGAUAUUUCAUGUUUUUUAUUAAUAAAUUUAGCCAACAUUUCUAAACCUGUUUUUGUUCUGUCAUUAUGGGGUUGUGUGUGUGGAUUAAUGAGGGGGGGGGACUAUUUGAUCAACGUUAGAAUAAGGCUGUAAAGUAACAAUGUAGAAAGUCAAGGGUUCUGAACUCUUUCUGAUUGCACCGUAUCAUACUAAUGAGUGUCCUGGAGUUCCACGUACUAUGCUACGUCUAGUCUUUGAGACCAGGCUGGAAUAAGACAUCCGAUUACCACUUUGCGUUUAGAACGGGCUCACCGUUGGUUUUUAUUAUAGCUAAUAAAUAACCAAAUCAUUGAGGCAAUGGAAACGUAUGGCCUUUUUGCUCAACUCCUUCGUUCUCGCUCUGUGUUCUCACUUUUGAUAAAGAUCAUAUGUAAAUGACGAGAGGGAAUGUGGAUGGAAAAUGUGCUUGUAUGAAAUUCUCCACUCGUGCAUCAUCAUGCAAAUGUUUAACGUGGUGGAUUCAAAAAUAAAUGAGGAAAGUGAUACAACCCAA
Molecule: messenger RNA, 4220 nt
Organism: Salvelinus fontinalis (brook trout)
Lineage: Eukaryota; Metazoa; Chordata; Actinopteri; Salmoniformes; Salmonidae
Exons: 5
Coding region: 69-1214 (381 amino acids)
Molecular function (GO): DNA-binding transcription factor activity
Source: RefSeq, a predicted model, not a curated record